AUGACCUACAGGCGCAGCGGGGCGGCCUCGGUGGUGCUGAACGUGGGCGGCGCCCGGUACUCGCUGUCCCGGGAGCUACUGAAGGACUUCCCGCUGCGCCGCGUGAGCCGGCUGCACGGCUGUCGCUCGGAGCGCGACGUGCUCGAGGUGUGCGACGACUACGACCGCGAGCGCAACGAGUACUUCUUCGACCGGCACUCGGAGGCCUUCGGCUUCAUCCUGCUCUACGUGCGCGGCCACGGCAAGCUGCGCUUCGCGCCGCGGAUGUGCGAGCUGUCCUUCUACAAUGAGAUGAUCUACUGGGGCCUGGAGGGCGCGCACCUCGAGUACUGCUGCCAGCGCCGCCUCGACGACCGCAUGUCCGACACCUACACCUUCUACACGGCCGAAGAGCCGGGCGCGCUGGGCCGCGACGAGGCGCGACCCGGCGGUGCCGAGGCGGCCCCCUCCCGGCGCUGGCUGGAGCGCAUGCGGCGUACCUUCGAGGAGCCCACGUCGUCCCUGGCCGCGCAGAUCCUGGCCAGCGUGUCGGUGGUGUUCGUGAUCGUGUCCAUGGUGGUGCUGUGCGCCAGCACGCUGCCCGACUGGCGCGCCGCGGCGGCCGACAACCGCAGCCUGGAUGACCGGAGCAGGUACUCCGCCGGCCCUGGGAGGGAGCCCUCCGGGAUAAUUGAAGCUAUCUGCAUAGGUUGGUUCACUGCGGAAUGCAUUGUGAGGUUCAUCGUCUCCAAAAACAAGUGUGAGUUUGUCAAGAGACCCCUGAACAUCAUUGAUUUACUGGCAAUCACGCCGUAUUACAUCUCCGUGUUAAUGACAGUAUUUACGGGCGAGAACUCUCAACUCCAGAGGGCUGGAGUCACCUUGAGGGUGCUUAGAAUGAUGAGGAUUUUUUGGGUGAUUAAGCUUGCCCGUCACUUCAUCGGUCUUCAGACACUUGGUUUGACUCUCAAACGAUGUUACCGAGAGAUGGUUAUGUUGCUUGUCUUCAUUUGUGUUGCCAUGGCAAUCUUUAGUGCACUUUCUCAGCUUCUUGAACAUGGGUUGGACCUGGAAACAUCCAACAAGGACUUCGCCAGCAUCCCUGCUGCCUGCUGGUGGGUGAUUAUCUCUAUGACUACAGUUGGCUAUGGAGAUAUGUAUCCUAUCACAAUGCCUGGAAGAAUUCUUGGAGGAGUUUGUGUUGUCAGUGGAAUCGUUUUAUUGGCAUUACCUAUCACUUUUAUCUACCAUAGCUUCGUGCAGUGUUAUCAUGAGCUCAAGUUUAGAUCAGCUAGAUAUAGUAGGAGCCUCUCUGCUGAGUUCCUAAAUUAA
Balaenoptera acutorostrata (minke whale) is the source of this 1311-nucleotide messenger RNA. RefSeq names its product potassium voltage-gated channel modifier subfamily G member 3 (gene KCNG3). Bases 1 to 1311 code for a protein of 436 amino acids. Gene Ontology annotation, cellular component: membrane; voltage-gated potassium channel complex. The transcript has 2 exons. Lineage: Eukaryota; Metazoa; Chordata; Mammalia; Artiodactyla; Balaenopteridae. The record is from RefSeq and is a predicted model, not a curated record. Gene Ontology annotation, molecular function: protein binding; delayed rectifier potassium channel activity. Gene Ontology annotation, biological process: protein homooligomerization; potassium ion transmembrane transport.